AUGUCAACGAAACAUUUUUAUCUUCUAGGCGAGGCGCCCUCAACAGCUAGAGAAAUCGAACUUCCGCCUGCUGUAGACUUUGAGGAGCUCCAGAACAUUGUCGCAUCUCACUUUGCCAUCGUCAAGCCAAACGGCGUCGGCUUUGUUCACGAUGACAAAAGGCUCAAUGCGGUAUCCGAAGUCCUAGACAAAGACGAACUAAUCGCAGUCUCUGUCAACGGCAAUGCUGUUCGCGAUGUCCCCGGCCCAGCUGGCAUCCCAUACUUCGGCAACUACCUCGAAAUCUACCCCGAUCAUCUCGGCAACCACCAGCGCCUAUUCGAGAAAUACGGCCCUUUAUUCGUCACAAACAGCAUGGGCAACCGCCUCUACCAGACCAACAGCGCCGAGCUCUCCAACAUCUUCCUAGCUGAAGACCACUACUUCACAAAGGAUAUUGUCCCCGGGCAUCCCCUCCACCCAAUCAAGAACCAAGAAGCAGGCGUCUUUCUAGCUGAUACAGACACAGAGCAAUGGCGUCUUGCUCAUAAAUUCCUCCCUCCUGCACUUGGACCAAAGGCAGUUCGUCAUUACGCUCCUACGAUGCAGCGAACGGUAGAGCAGUCCUAUAAAGUCUUCGAUGAGCUUGACGAAAAGGGUGAGGCGUGGAAUGUCUACCAGUAUAUGCUGAAGCUUGGAUCUCAGGCAGUGGGGAAGCUUGUUCUAGGUAUGGACUUUGCGCAUUUCGAAGAGGUGGACGCGCCGCUGCACGAGAUGGUUCUCAAGAUUGCGGAGAACUUGGAGCUGAAUAAGAAAGUGUCGUCAAUGGGAGCUUGGUAUGCUAAGAUGCCGUUUGGUGAUCCAAAGAAGGUUAGGGAUACGACGGCUAGAAUCAUGGAGAUGAUGAUGGAGUCGAUUGCUAGAGCGUCCAAGGGAAAGGAGGAUCUGGAGCUCCAGGACGCAGCGCUCAAGGCUGAGAAUGUUGUUGACUACUUCCUCCGAGCCAAGGACAACAAAGGUAGCAAGCUACCGCCUUCCCAAUUCGCCCCAACCCUACUCGUAGCUACAGCCGCCGGCUUCACCACCACCUCUUCCUUGCUAUCCUGGUUGAUCUACAGUCUCGUCAAGUACCCAGGCAACCAAGAACGUCUUCUCCAAGAACUCAUCGACAACGACUGGGACGACGAUACCCAAGUCACAGCCGAGACAACCAACAAGCUCAGUUUCCUCGAUAAGUUUAUCAAGGAAACCCAGCGUCUGCACAAUCCCUCUUUCCAGCCCGCUCGCACCGCCAAAGUCGAUAUGAUACUCCCAGGAGGCUACAGACUUCCCAAAGGCGCAGUAGUCAUUUCAGCACUACACCACAUGCACAACAACAAGGACGUAUGGGAGAACCCUGGGCGCUUUGACCCUGAUCGCUGGGACACAGAACAGGUAAAGAAUCGACCUCCCGGCUCUUAUAUCCCAUUCGCGACAGGACCAAGAAUGUGCGUCGGCUUCAACUUUGCUCUGCAGGAGAUCAAGGUGUUUUUGCCGAAGCUUGUUUAUCGGUACAAGUUCAGCCUGGCGCAGGAUGGGCCGAUUGAGUAUGAUCCGUACUUCCAACUGAUUCGGCCGAAUAAUCUAUAUAUUCAGGCGGAGAAGCGGGUGAAAUGGCCACCAAAGUCUGAGUGA
Messenger RNA from Fusarium verticillioides 7600, 1653 nucleotides. Its product is annotated as cytochrome P450 oxidoreductase. The transcript has 3 exons. The coding region runs from base 1 to 1653 and encodes 550 amino acids. NCBI's taxonomy places the organism in Eukaryota, Fungi, Ascomycota, Sordariomycetes, Hypocreales, Nectriaceae. The record is from RefSeq and is a predicted model, not a curated record. Gene Ontology annotation, molecular function: oxidoreductase activity, acting on paired donors, with incorporation or reduction of molecular oxygen; iron ion binding; heme binding.